AUGCCAGAAGUGGGAUUAGACAGGGCGUUUCUGCACCGAUGUUGCGUGCAGGUGUCAUCUGCCUUGGCGGAUGAUGCCGCAGUGGCGGCGGAGAUUCAACACACCCUGCGCUUUGUACGCGAUCAUGCCUGCAAAUACCCCGGGGAAAUCACGCGAGCGUUAAUAUGGCGUGUAGUAGACACCGACAACAACGAGGUGCAAGACCGACUAGGUGCAUGGUCGGUGCUCAACGCCGUCCUUGCCGAGUGUGCCGACAUUAAGCAGCCGCUCUCCUCCACUGCAAUAGCGGAAAAGAUUAGCCUCUUCUUGCCAUAUCUCAUUACGUACCGGUGGUACUCCAUCCAUAGCGUGUCGUCGAUGAAUAGGGCGCGUUCACUGUCGGCAGUUGCACUCCUAAGUGAGUACGACAAGGUGGUGCCUGCAUCCGUGCUUACUGGCGACGAUUCGCGACUUGGCGAUGCGCAGAAGGAGGGAGAGAUUCGAGCCAAAUACCGUGAGUUUCUAACUACUUGGAAGGCGGUAUGGCGUCAUGAUGUCUAUCAGCGCUUUAAGGAAGCCGUGCGUCGGACGGAAGGCAGUGGGAACAGUCUUUCAUCAAAGGAGCGGCCAUAUCUAGAUAUUCCCGCUACAUUCCGGGACAGUUUGCGUCGUUUGCGUCGUCGCAACCCUCGGCCAUCUAUAGCCUUCCAUGUACUUAGUUGCUAUGGGUGGGUGCCACCCACAGAAGCUGAAACAGCACCAACUGAGCCCAUGAGAGGGCUGAAUGGAACCAAUGAGGGUCAAAUUAGCAGCAACAAUGACUACGCCAAGCGUUGCCCGGUGGUGCCAAAAAGCAUAACGGAGAUUGAAAAACUUGACCCUGCCGCCCACCCGCGUGUACGUCAAUGGUUGCGAAAAUUAGUUGAGGAAGGUGGUGGAUGUCGUCUAUGCGAUGUCUGGAACCACACGGAGACACGAUGUCCUUGUGAACUGCCGUUUAUCAAAGUUCCUCCGCCAGAGGGUAGUUUGCAUCUUCAAUACCGGCGUCGACGGACUGAGCGGACGAAUAUGUCGUACCUGGAGGCUGUGGAGAAGCUCUUCCGCUACGGUAUCCGGUUACCGCUAUCUGUAGAGAAAACGUUGGAUCGCAUUGUCUCACUUAUAAAGGACGAGGCGUCAUACGAGGAGUUGCUUGAGGCAUUUGACACCGUGCGGGGUGCAAUUACUGGCCCGCUUGAGCGCCAUGCUUUGUGGCUGCAUGCAAGUUACAUGUUGAUGCCAUCGCGGACAGUCUUUGACAAACCGAGCGACGAUGCGCUUAGUCCCGCCAUGGAGAAGGCGGAGAAACAUUUUAAAGUGCAUCGCCGUUUUCGUGAGUGGGAUCAACUGCUGCAGAGUGUAGAAGUGCUUGAUAGCCAAUACCGCCGCGCUGAAUUGUCACCCGCGUUGCGCCGGAAUAUUGAGGAAGUGCGUGAAACAAAGUCCUUCUUUUUUUGUCUUAUUGAUGGCUCUCAAUCUGCGGAGUACGUUCCUCAAUCCUACGCCCGUGUGCCGGAGGAGGUGCUGCAGCUUCGGCCGGUGAAGGACGUUUUGUGUACUGUUUGCCUCGAACCGUUUCACGUGGCGGCGCGGUGUUCAAAAGGAACCGAACCAUGGGACUUGUCUGUUGCACGUGUCCUGCUGGAGGAGCACAACCUCCUUAACAUGAAGUUUCCGGAGGAGCGCCACAUGUUCGAUAAAGUCCUCCGCACUAUUGACGAGGAUGACCGCAAGGCGAAGGAGUUUCGAAAGAAGGAGCUCUGCUUAGCCGUCAAGCUCGUGCAUGAGGGUCGCGUGCCGUACUGCAGGCUCUGCAACAUCAUGGGCCACGGUAUUCGCCGCUGUGAGGAGGCCGCACGCCGCACACUGCACCGGCACAAAAUUAAGGAUGUGGACAUGCGACUCAACCCACACCUUGUGCAGAGAAAAAUCAAGCAACUCCGAGACGCAAAUGAUGAGCGGGAGGAAAGGUGGCUCACAGAGGCAUGGGAAUUGCUGGGCAAAGGCCGGACGUAUCCUGACAGCUUCCUCAGCGCCAUCCGUGAGCUUGAGGACGCUCGCAUUCCGCUUGCGGCGGCACGCUACAGCACGGACGCGGUUCAGGGGUUUCUUCUUUUUAUUAAAUCCAAUGAUCUUCUGCAGCACCUGCAACCGCUGCGGGAUGAGCGGUUUCCGGAAGUGUGUCUCUUCUGUGAUUCCUACCAUCAUGGUUCUGAACUCUGCGACCGCGCCAACGCGGAGGAGCGAGGUUUCCUGAGCGAACUGCGGCGCUACGGUCUGACGCUGUGGCAAUACCUCCGGGCCCCAGAGCGCUAUGACGAGCGCUUUCCGACAGACUAUCCAAAGGGUCGUGAGACGGUUCUCGGGCUUGCGCGUCAGUUCGAGGAGGACUACAGUCCCGGUGGCAUUGCACGUGUGCGGUUUGUUGAGAACAACGGCCUUGAUGGCGACGUGACAAGCCCGGUGGCGGCUGGUGGAAUGUUGUCGUUUGGCAGCUCACAGCGUUCUUUUUACGGCGGCUCCUCGUACGGCAUCCCUUUUUCGCAGCUCGUUCUGCGUCCCGGUGAAAAUUAUGGCAAUAACAACAACAACGACAGCAAUAAAAACACAAUAGAGGCUGCCGCGGUCGCGAUGAGUGUGCAUGAUAGCAGCAGCAGCACAAAUGGCAUCACCAUGAGGAGCUCCUUCGGCUGGCCUAUUGGCGGGGAGACGCCGACGGAGAUGGUAAUGGAGCCAGCAGCCACCGUGGAGCCUUUUCUUGACAUGGCCGGCGGGCAUGGCGGCAAACGGGGCCGAGAGGCGGACGAUGACUCGGUGACGAAGUCCGGCAGUGGCGAUGACGAUGACAACGAGGAGGACGACGACGACAUCAACGCCAAACCCCACGCCAACAGCGGCGAGGAGGAAAUACCCUUGUCGAUGAUGCUGCAAAGCAGCUGCGGUGAAGCAGACGGGCUUGGCCACGUGGGGCGGCGCUUCCGGCUGGAGACCCGGAGGAAGGAGGAGGAGUGA
Trypanosoma cruzi is the source of this 3030-nucleotide messenger RNA. RefSeq lists its product as uncharacterized. The coding region runs from base 1 to 3030 and encodes 1009 amino acids. Lineage: Eukaryota; Euglenozoa; Kinetoplastea; Trypanosomatida; Trypanosomatidae. The record is from RefSeq and is a predicted model, not a curated record. The transcript has a single exon.